Molecule: messenger RNA, 7805 nt
Organism: Sapajus apella (tufted capuchin)
Lineage: Eukaryota; Metazoa; Chordata; Mammalia; Primates; Cebidae
Gene: SYNPO
Product: synaptopodin
Exons: 3
Coding region: 3057-5762 (901 amino acids)
Biological process (GO): modification of dendritic spine; positive regulation of actin filament bundle assembly; spine apparatus assembly
Cellular component (GO): Z disc; stress fiber; nucleus
Molecular function (GO): actin binding
Source: RefSeq, a predicted model, not a curated record
CGCCCAGGCUGAUCUUAAACUCCUGGGUUCAAGUGAUCCACCUGCCUAAGCCUUACAGGCGUGAGUCACCAUGACUGACCUAGAAACAGGCUUUGAUGUUGGGAGAAUCAGCACAAGUGGAAAAUGCCUGGACUGAGCUUCAGGAAUGGAUACUUGAACCUGACUGGCUGGUGGUCUUGGGCAAAUCAUUUGCUUCCUCUGGGCCUCAGGCUUCACUUCUGACUGCUGAGAUAUGGGCUAGUAAGGAUCUGAGGGGAUCAUGGGUGUGACAAAGCUCCUUAUUGGCUUGUCACCAAAAACAUGGGGCUAGCAGGAGGGGCUGACACCAUGGUGUCAAGGGUCAAGGAAGGGGCAGGUUGGGUGAGCCCCUGGGACAGGAGAGUGGGCUAACCUGAGAACCCUUGCAUGUAAUCCUCCAGAAUAAAAUCUCCUGGAGUCUAAGAGUGCUUGAGAGAUAAAAGCCACAGUUCUUAAAAAUGGUUAUUCACUGUUAUUUACUGUGUGCCAUGGGCGCUUUAAGUUCUUUGCACAUCAACAACUCCAUGAGGUAAGUACUGUUAUUAUUAGCAUUUUGCAGGUGGGAAACUGAGGCCCAGAGAGAUUGGUUAAGUGAAACUCCAAGGUCACACACCUGAUAAGUGGCUAGAUUCAAACCCAGGCAGUCUGGCCCCAAAAACUGUGUGCUUAACUCCUGCACAACAUGGUCUCUCCCACAUAAGAUGGAGUGCCAGGGGCUCAGAAAAAGCAAGCCACCUGUCCCAGAACAGACAGCAUUCAUCUUUGAUCCUCAUCAUCCCUGAAGCUUAGGUCCUGGAAGGAGGAGCCUCACUGGGUCUAGGGUCCAGGGCUCUGAGACUGGCCCUUGAACCAGCUCAACCUCUCCAUUCCCCUGGGAGUAGGUCAGAGAGGAUCAAGGGUGCCCUGCAGUCACUGUGGGCACGGAAGGCUCUGCCAGGGCCUGAUGAGUGGGCAUUGUUAGUGCCUUGGAGCUUAAGUGGCUUCUAAGUGCUUGAGAUGUAAUAAACUCCCACCCAAUCUGGCACACCGCCACCAUUGUACAGGUAGGGGAAACUGAGGUUACAGUGUGCAGGAACCAGCCCAAGGUCACACAGGCAGAGGACACACUUCAUCCCUGAGCCUCCUGCUCUGCCUUCUGGGCCACUUAGUUCUUAUGGGCUCCCUAAAAAGAUGAGAUGUUGGGGACCCUCCCACAGAUCCCUAGGGUGGCCCUGGCCUCAGUCAGGACAUUAUUCCCAAUAUGGGGUCCUUUGGGAGGGCACAUGGAGUUGGGGGAUGGGGAGAGUACUGAUUAAAAAAUGGAAUGUCACACGCAUGGAGAACAAGCAUGCCACCACCCAGCCUGAGCCAGUUGGCUCCCCCGUGCCGGCUGCCAGGCCUCACUCAGGUCUCCUGCUGGGGGCCCCGCCCACCACACCCUGGCUCUGGGCCUGAGGCUGAAUGCUCCCAUCCACCCUCUCCUCUCCUUCCUCCAUCCCUGCCCAGCCUCCAGGCAGAUGGUGCUCUCACUGAGCUUGGGUGGGCCUGAAGCUCAGCUGUGGACUUUAAGCUGUGCCAGGGGCGGCUGGCAUCCCCACACACUGGCUGUGUGGCCUUGAAUGAGCCCUUUCCCUUUCUGGGCCUCAACCAUUGACAGAGUAAUGCUGUCAAUCAAAGUUUUUCCCAGAUUUUUUCUCUCAUUUAGACCUGACAGACAGUGCAGAAGACCACACUCAGAGAGGCUGAUGUGACCUGCAGAGGCCACUUAUGCUAAAAAAAAAAAAAAAAAAAAAAAGAGCUACCACUUAAGUAUUGCCAUGUUUUGAUCUCUGUUAAAAUAGCAGUCAGGCCAGAGCAGAGCAGAGGCCUGUACCCUGAUAAUCGUGCAAAUCCCAGUCCUGUACAAGUCUGGGUGAGUGAGGUCACGUGGAAGCAUGGAGGCAGGAGGCUUUGCAGUUGUGAUGUGAGCAGUAUUUCAGGCAUUUGUUCUUUUAUAGCAAAUGUUUACUGAGCCCCAGCUGUGGCCGAGGCACAGGGGCAUGGACAUAGCCAAGGUCCCUGCCCUGUGGGGAUAGGCAGACUGACAUGAAAACAAAUUCUGAUGGAAUUACAAAGCUGAUGAGAGUUUAGGGGAGAGGCAGAGGGUGUUGUGGCAGGAGAAUGUGACCUCUGAGGGGCCUUGGGACCUGUGAACAGACCUGAAAGAUGAGAGGUAUGGUCAGAAAGGUGCAGCCGAAGGGGCAAGGGAAGAAAGGGCUCUAGGAAAAGGAGCAGCCAGUGCAGAGGCCUAGAGGGGAGGAAGUGCUGGGCUGACUGGCUGAGCACUGGGAAGAAGCCCAGCCUGGCUGAAGCCUGGGAGGUAAAGCAUCACCUUGGGAGCUGCAGUGCAGGGGUCACAGCAGUGGGGCUGGUGGUACAGAGCCUGGAGCCUGUGAAGGGGCUUGAGGUGGAUCAUAGGAUGAGGAGCAUGCUGGUCUUGAUCUGGGAGGCAGGUCUUUCCUCCUUUCCUUUCCUCUUUCCCUUGGUUGUACACCCUGAUAGUGCUAUCAACAGAUCCCAUUCAUUCCCCCCCAGCCACUUCAUGAGGUGGCUGAAUGUAGAGUCUGGGGCCAUCCCUCCCUUCUCCAAGGAAGGUUAUGGAGGCCCAGCAGGCGUCAGAUGCAAGCUGGUGAGAGUGCAUUCCUGGGCAGGAGGCUGUGGUCACUCAAGCCGAGCGCCCCUGUUCAGGGUUGGGCCGGAGCACUAGCCUCACGGAGAAGGAUCUGAAAGAGGCCAAGGUGCGGAGCCAGCAGAUCGCAGCCCAGCUGACCACCCCUCCCAGCCCCAAUUCCCGCGGGGUCCAGCUCUUCAACAGGCGCCGGCAGAGGGUGAACGAGUUCACCUUGGAGAGCCACGGCCAGAGGGGACAGAAGCCCAGCCAGGAGUCCCUCAGGGUGCUCCCUGCAAGCUCCCCAGGUCAUGCCCCAGGGCUCAGCCUGAGUUCCACCUCGCUGCCGGAGCCAGGCCCUCCACAGAACCCCAGUCCCCAGAGCCCCUACAGAGGGGUCCCUGGCCACAGCAUGGAGGGGUACUCAGAGGAGGCCAGCUUGCUCCGGCACCUGGAGAAGGUGGCCAGUGAGGAGGAAGAGGUGCCACUGGUGGUUUAUCUAAAGGAGAAUGCGGCACUGCUGACGGCCAAUGGGCUCCACCUGUCCCAAAACCGAGAGGCCCAGCAGUCCUCACCGGCUCCACCUCCAGCGGAGGUCCACAGCCCGGCUGCAGAUGUCAACCAAAACCUUGCCUCGCCCAGUGCCACGCUCACCACAGCAGCUUCUAACAGCAGCCACAACCCGCCAGCCACCGAUGUCAAUCAGAACCCCCCGGCAACUGCCGUCCCACAGAGCCUGCCACUUUCUAGCAACCAACAGAAUUCCUCAGAGGCCCAACUCCCAUCCAAUGGCACAGUGCCUGCUUCCAAACCCAGCACCCUGUGUGCUGACGGGCAACCCCAGGCACCAGCUGAGGAAGUGAGAUGCAGCACGCUCCUAAUUGACAAGGUGUCGACUCCAGCUCCCGCCACCAGCACCUUCUCCAGAGAAGCUACGCUCAUCCCCAGCUCCAGGCCCCCAGCCUCAGAUUUCAUGUCCAGCUCUCUGCUCAUCGACAUCCAGCCCAACACCUUAGUGGUGUCAGCAGAUCAAGAGAUGUCUGGGCGAGCAGCUGCCACCACGCCCACCAAGGUAUACAGUGAGGUCCACUUCACACUGGCCAAGCCCCCAUCAGUGGUCAACAGGACAGCCAGGCCUUUUGGGAUCCAGGCGCCAGGGGGCACCAGCCAGAUGGAGAGGAGCCCCAUGCUAGAGAGACGACAUUUCGGGGAGAAGGCCCCGGCUCCCCAGCCCCCAAGUAUGCCAGACAGGAGCCCCCGGCCACAGAGACACAUAAUGUCCUGCAGCCCCAUGGUGGAAAGGAGGCUGAUGGGGCAGCGAAGCCCGGCCUCAGAGAGACGCCCCUUGGGGAACUUCACUCCACCCCCUACCUACGCUGAGACCUUGUCCACAGCCCCUCUGGCUUCCUGGGUGAGGUCUCCUCCCUCUUAUUCUGCUCUGUACCCCAGCUCUGACCCCAAGUCUUCUCACCUGAAGGGCCAGGCGGUUCCCGCCAGCAAGACGGGCAUCCUGGAAGAGUCGAUGGCCCGCCGGGGCAGCCGCAAAUCCAUGUUUACCUUUGUGGAGAAGCCCAAGGUGACCCCGAAUCCAGACCUGCUGGAUCUGGUACAGACAGCAGAUGAGAAGCGGCGGCAGAGGGACCAAGGGGAGGUGGGCGUGGAGGAGGAGCCCUUUGCCCUGGGGGCUGAGGCCUCCAACUUCCAGCAGGAGCCAGCACCUCGAGACAGAGCCAGCCCUGCGGUGGCGGAGGAGGCACUACCAGAGUGGGCCUCCUGCCUCAAGUCACCCCGCAUCCAGGCCAAGCCGAAGCCCAAACCCAACCAGAACCUCUCCGAGGCCUCUGGGAAGGGGGCUGAGCUCUACGCACGCCGCCAGUCACGGAUGGAGAAAUAUGUCAUCGAGUCUUCAAGCCACACCCCGGAGCUGGCCCGCUGCCCGUCACCCACCAUGUCCCUGCCUUCCUCCUGGAAAUACCCCACUAACGCCCCCGGGGCCUUCCGAGUGGCAUCCCGAAGCCCAGCCCGGACCCCACCUGCCUCCCUCUACCAUGGCUAUCUACCUGAGAACGGGGUCCUGCGCCCGGAGCCCACCAAGCAGCCGCCGUACCAGCUGCGGCCCUCGCUCUUUGUCCUCUCACCUAUCAAGGAGCCUGCCAAGGUCUCCCCAAGAGCUGCCUCGCCCGUCAAGCCCACCUCCUUGGACCUGGUGCCCAACCUGCCCAAGGGGUGUCUUCCUCCGUCUCCUGCACUGCCUCGGGCCUCCCGCUCCUCGCCGGGCCUCUACACCUCCCCCGGCCAGGACAGCCUGCAGCCCACUGCCGUGAGCCCUCCCUACGGCGGUGACAUCUCCCCUGUGUCUCCCUCCAGGGCGUGGUCUCCCCGAGCCAAGCAGGCCCCCAGGCCCUCCUUCUCCACCCGGAACGCCGGGAUAGAGGCUCAGGACCGCCGGGAGAGCCUGCCCACCUCCCCUCCCUGGACGCCGGGCGCGUCCCGGCCCCCCAGCAGCCUGGACGGCUGGGUGAGCCCGGGGCCGUGGGAGCCAGGCCGCGGCAGCAGCAUGAGCAGCCCCCCGCCGCUGCCACCGCCCAUGUCUCCCUCGUGGAGUGAGCGCUCGGUGUCCCCGCUGCGACCCGAGACCGAGGCGCGGCCCCCCAGCCGCCAGCUGCAGGCGCUUCUGGCGCGAAACAUCAUCAACGCGGCCCGGCGCAAGAGCGCCUCCCCGCGGCCGGCGGGAGCCGAGAGCCUGCGGCCCUUCUCCCCGCCGAGGGCGCCGCCGCCGCCGCCGCCGCCGCCGCCGCCGCCGCCGCGCAUGCGCUCGCCGCAGCCCGCUCGCCCCGGCCAGGCCACUGUGCCGGGGGCAGCGUUCGCGCCCAUCCUGCGGAGCCCGCUGCCCCCCGGGCCUUCCUCCUGCACCAGUCCCCGGAGCCCGCUGCCCGCGCCUCCCAGGCCCUUCCUCUACCGCCGCUCGCCCACAGACUCCGACGUGUCCCUCGACUCCGAGGACUCCGGGGCUAAGUCUCCCGGCAUCCUCGGCUACAAUAUCUGCCCCCGCGGGUGGAACGGCAGCCUGCGGCUCAAGCGUGGCAGCCUCCCCGCCGAGGCCUCCUGCACCACCUAGAACCCCACCCCCCGACCCCACCCCAGGAGGGCAGAGCCAGAAGAAGGCUCAUCAGACCUGGGGAAUCCAAAUGGUCUGGCCUCUGGGCAGCCCCAGAGAUGAGGGAUCAGCAGAGGAGAGCUCUGGGCUUGGGGAUGGGUUGGGGACGCAAGCUUGAGUUCUAGCACCUGCUCUCAUUCACUCGUUGUGUGACCCCGGGUAAGACCCUUCCUGGUUUGACCUUCAGCUGUCCCAUGUGUUUAAUGGUGGCUUUGGCCAAGGCAGUCCACAAAUGUCAAAAUUCCCCUUCCCAUCAAUACACACGCACGCGCACACGCACACUCUCUUACACACUAGUUAGUGCCUUGAAUGAGGCAGGGCAGUGUGUAUAUUGACCCCUGGACUUGCCACCUUCAGAGUUCCAUACUCCUCCUUCCCCUUCUGGCUCUGCUCUCUGGAGUCUGGCAAGUGGGGUGUGUUCAGAAGAUCCUAGGCCUGUGUCCCAUGUCCAGGCACUGGCCUGACCAUCCGGCUCCCUGGCACCAAGUCCCAGGCGGGAGCAGCUGUUUUCCAUCCCUUCCCAGACAAGCUCUAUUUUUAUCACAAUGACCUUUAGAGAGGUCUCCCAGGCCAGCUCAAGGUGUCCCACUGUCCCCUCUGGAGAGAAGAGGCAGGAAAAUUCUCUCCGGGUCCCUGUCACGCUACUUUCUUCACUUCAGUUCAGCCUGCCCAGGACAUCUUAUCUGCAGCCAUAUGAGAACUCUAAGGCAGUGAUUUUCCUUAGGCCCAGGACUUAGGCCUACAGCUCAUCUGUUCCUUCUGAGCCCAUUCACGGCAGAUUCUGGGCUCAAAGCUGAGCUGGGGAGAGAAGAGAUACAGAGCUACCACGUCGCUUUACCUGACUGCCCUCAGUUUGGGGUUGCUUAUUUGGAAAGAGAGAGAUAUAGAGUUACUUGUUAUGGGAAAUAUGAAAGUCAUGGCCAGGAUGCAUAGCAGGAGAUUCUAGCAGGGGACGAGAUUGGCUCAGAUGACCUCUGAGGGCUCUUCCAGUCUUGAAAUGCAUUCCAUGGUAUUAGGAAGUCAGGGGUAUUAGGAUGUGGUGGUGGGCUAGGUGGGCUUGAAUUCAGGGGCCAAUGAGCUUGGAUAGGUGAAAGGGAUGUUAGGUUAGGGUCUGCCUGUUAUUUCUGUCCCCUUGGGAAAUGUCCCCUUCUUCAGUGUCAGACCUCAACUCCAGUGUCCAGAAAAGUAGCCACUGUCCUGCCCCAUCCCUUCCCCAGUGCACUCUGAUCUAGCUAUUGCCUAGUGCCCAGUGACCUUGGGGAGCCUGGCUGCAGGCCCUCACUAGUUCCUUAAACCUUGGUGGCUCUGAUUCCAGUCCCCAGGAGGGAGUCAGGGAGGAAUAUGGCUGAGUUCUGUAGUUUCCAGAGUUGGCUGGUAGAGCCUUCUAGAGGUUCAGAAUAUUAGCUUCAGGAUCAACUGUGGGGCAGGAAUUGGCUGAGGAUCAAAAGCAUGUAGGUGAAAGGAUACUAGGAUGUUGCGUAAGGUGUGGGACAGUGUGGUUUUGGGACUUACCCACCCACCAGGGUGAUGUUAGAUCUAGAACCCCCAAGUGAGGCUGGAGAGAGUUAGGGUCAAUAUGGAAGAUCGGGUGGGGAUGGGGUGCUUUAGAAUAAAGGAGAGAUCUUAGAGGGCUCCUUGGGCCUCAGGAAUGAGGACACCGCUCCCGCUGGUGUGAAGAUGAGAAGGUGCUCUUACUCAGUUAAUGAUGAGUGACUAUAUUUCCCUAAGCCCCCACCUGCUGCAGGGUCCCUCGCAGCACAGGAGACUGGGACUAAGAGCCCCUCCCAGAGAAGUGACACCAUCAGGCCUCUGGCUGAGGCAGCAGCAUAGAGGAUCCACCUCUACCUGUGUUUCCCAAAGGGCUGGCAGGAGGCAGCCCCUGGCUGUUCCCCCGUUGUCACCGCUUUCUCCCCAUCCUCUCCUCUAACCCGCUAGAGCUUGCCUAUGUCCUGCCUCUUGUAGAAUUCAGCUCUGGCCCUCAAUAAAUGCUUCCUGCAUUCUUCU